UGGACUUAGCAGGAGGUAGACAGAGAGCAGGGCAAAAGGCAUCUGGGAUCCAAGGAAAGCCACUGGAAAUGAGGAGUCUCCCAGUUCUGCUGCUGUGUGUGGCAGUUUGCUCAGCCUAUCCACUGAAUGGAGCUUCAAGAGGCGCAGACACCAGCAUGGAGCUUCUUCAGCAAUACCUAGAAAAAUAUUACAACCUUGCAAACGAUGGGAAACAAUUUGUUAGAAGAAAGGACAGUAGUCCUGUUGUUAAAAAAAUCCAAGAAAUGCAGAAGUUCCUUGGACUGGAAGUGACAGGAAAGCUGGACUCUAACACAUUGGAAGUGAUCAACAAGCCCAGAUGUGGAGUCCCUGACGUUGGUCACUUCAAUACAUUUCCUGGCAUGCCAAAGUGGGGGAAAAACCACCUUACUUACAGAAUCGUGAAUUACACCCCGGAUUUGCCAAGAGAUGCUGUUGAUUCUGCCAUUGAGAAAGCUCUGAAAGUCUGGGAGGAGGUGACUCCACUCACAUUCUCCAGGAUGCAUGAAGGAGAGGCUGACAUAAUGAUCUCAUUUGCAGUUAGAGAACAUGGAGACUUUAUCCCUUUUGAUGGACCUGGACAAGUUUUGGCUCAUGCCUAUGCACCUGGGCCAGGGAUUAAUGGUGAUGCUCACUUCGAUGACGAUGAGCAAUGGACGAAGGAUACAGCAGUAGGGACCAAUUUAUUCCUGGUUGCUGCUCAUGAACUUGGCCACUCCCUGGGUCUCUUUCAUUCGGCCAACCCCGAAGCCUUGAUGUAUCCAGUCUACAAAUCCUUCACAGACCUGGCCCGCUUCCGCCUUUCUCAAGAUGAUGUGGAUGGCAUUCAGUCCCUCUAUGGACCUGCCACUGACCCCCCUCGGAAUCCCCUGGAGCCCACAAAGUCUAGCUCACCAGAGUCUGGGCUAGGCUCACCACCAACCAUGUGUGAUCCUGCUUUGUCCUUUGACGCAGUCAGCACCCUCAGGGGAGAAAUCCUAUUCUUUAAAGACAGGCAUUUUUGGCGCAAAUCUCUCAGGGCCCUGGAACCUGAGUUUCAUCUGAUCUCUUCGUUUUGGCCAUUCCUUCCUUCAAGUGUGGAUGCUGCAUGUGAAGUUACUAGCAAGGAUACUGUUUUCAUUUUUAAAGGAAACCAGUUCUGGGCCAUCAGAGGACAAGCAGUAGAAGCUGGUUACCCACGAAGCAUCUAUACACUGGGUUUCCCCCCAACAGUAAGGAAAAUUGAUGCAGCCAUUUCUGAUAAAGAAAAGAAGAAAACUUACUUCUUUGUAGAGGGUGAAUACUGGAGAUUUGAUGAGAAGAGCCAAUCAAUGGAGCCAGGCUUUCCCAGGCAGGUGGCUGAAGACUUUCCAGGGGUGGACUCAAAGGUUGACGCUGUUUUUGAAGCAUUUGGGUUUUUCUAUUUCUUCAGUGGAUCUUCACAGUUGGAGUUUGAUCCAAAUGCAAAGAAAGUGACACACAUCUUGAAGAGUAACAGCUGGUUUAAUUGUUAGGAGAGAGAAGGAGAAGGCACAACAUGGGCAUUUUAAAUAGAGCUAUCAAUUCUUCGUCUGCAUUUGUGAAUUGAAGUGGUUCGUUUUCUCCUGCAAGUACUAGGACAGAACUCAAGUAUGAGCUCUGUUUCUUGUCAGUCAUCUUCACCUUACAGGGCAUUCAAAAGGACUGCUGCUUAUCUUGCACUUUGGCACAUGGGCUGAUCUUUCACAAGAGAAAGGGAAGUGUUCAUGGGCAACAGACAAGUGAUUGUAUCUAUAUAAACUAUUUGCUUGUUAUUUAAUAAAUAUAAUUUGUCACUUA
Molecule: messenger RNA, 1815 nt
Organism: Ictidomys tridecemlineatus (thirteen-lined ground squirrel)
Lineage: Eukaryota; Metazoa; Chordata; Mammalia; Rodentia; Sciuridae
Source: RefSeq, a predicted model, not a curated record